AUGCACAGCAUCCCACCGCAGGCCAGCGGCACUAGUUCACAUCUCUACUCAACAUCUACGCCUACGCGCCGCGCACUACUGAUUGCAAUUCGAAUCGUAACAAAUGUACACGCGCAAGACGGCAGAGUAGUUGUGUGUGGCCUAGGCAAGAGUGGGCACGUUGGACGCAAGCUAGCUGGGACACCCAAAAGCCUAGGCGUGAGCGCUGGGUUUCUGCACGCCGCCCAAGCGGUACAUGGCGACCUUGGCGAUGUACGAGGAGCUGAUUUGCUGUUGUUUGUAAGCUUUAGUGGACGUGCUAGAGAACUUCUUAACGUGUUGCCACAUGUUGCGCCCAAAGUGCCGGUGAUAGUGUUAACAGGACAUGCAGAUGCGAGUACAUGCCCAUUGUUGAAGGGGCGAAAGGUGGUCGGUAGUAAUGAAGGGAGAAGAGGAGGAGGAGAAGGAGAGGAGGGUUGGGAUGGUCGAGGCGUCGGGGUGCUCUUGCCUACACCGAUACACGAGAGCGAGGAGGAGAGUUUUAGUGUCGGAGCGCCAACCACCAGUGCUACUGUGGCUAUGGCAAUCGGAGAUAUGCUUGCUCUUACGGUUACCAAAAGGAUAUACGGCGCCGAAAAAGCUUGGAUAUUCAACAGAAAUCAUCCAGGAGGCGCCAUUGGCGCUGAAACCGUAGCUGAGGUUGCGGGGGUAGCAGGAGCGACAGUCGCUACUAUGGCUAGGCUCUGGGUGGUGGACCGUGAACAUGAUGAAAGCUAA
Pyrenophora tritici-repentis Pt-1C-BFP is the source of this 756-nucleotide messenger RNA. The record is from RefSeq and is a predicted model, not a curated record. Lineage: Eukaryota; Fungi; Ascomycota; Dothideomycetes; Pleosporales; Pleosporaceae.